Molecule: messenger RNA, 5373 nt
Organism: Ceratotherium simum simum (southern white rhinoceros)
Lineage: Eukaryota; Metazoa; Chordata; Mammalia; Perissodactyla; Rhinocerotidae
Source: RefSeq, a predicted model, not a curated record
AUGAGGCCCCCAGUCCUGUUCCCUGCCCUCCUCUGGCUCCAGGGCUUCUUGGCUAGGGAAGAUGUGUGCCACUCCCUGGAAGGGAGCCCAGCCGGGGAGAGUGGAGGACCACCUCUGAAAAUGAACGUCAGCAGAGAGGGGAGGCCGACUAGCCUCUUUUUGAGCUGGGCAGCCCCAGAGCCAGGCGGGUUCAGCCACGCCCUGUGCCUCACCUAUCUGCUCCCCUGUUCUCCUGAAGGGCAGCCGCUCCAGGCCCACACCAACGUGUCCAGCUUUGAGUUCCAGGGCCUGGUGCCAGGAAGUUGCUACCAACUGGAAGUGACCGCCCUGCGACCCUGUGGGCAGAAUGCCACCGUCACCCUUACUGUCUACACUGCCCCAUUGUCUGUCUGCUACCUGCAGCUCCAUAGCCCUGGGAGCCCAUCCAGCCUGGAGGCCUCAUGGAGUGCUGCCCCUGGGGAGCAGGAUGGCUACCUGUUUCUCCUCUACCACCUGGAGUCCCAGACAUUGACACACAAGAUCUCUGUGCCCCCAGGCACCCUGUCCUACAAUUUUAGCGACCUGUUGCCAGGUAGCGAGUAUGAUCUGGAGGUUACCACCUGGGCUGGCCACCUCCAAGUGAAGACCAGCAUCCGGCAGUGGAUAGCCCUUGUGUCCCCAGAUCAGCUGGUGCUCCCUACCCUGGGCACCAGUGCCCUGUGAGCCUCCUGGACUGGCUCUGUGGGGGCCGCCUGGCUCCACCUGGUGCUCACAGACCUCCUGGGUGGCACCAACUGGACUGUGGUGGUCAGACAGAGGGUCUCCAGUCACACCUCUGUCCACCUCUCUCCGGGCACCCCCUAUGAGCUGGUGCUCAGUGCUGCUGCUGGGCCCCAUCGGGCAGUGGGGCCCAAUGCCGCUGAGGGGACACGGCCCCUGCCCACUGGGUGUGAUGCUCUGGAGCUGAGGGUUCUGGCUGGGCCCUAUGAUGCCUGGGCCCAGGCCAGCACCCAGCUGGACGAUCCUACAGCACAGCCCAGACAAGGCGACGGCAUCAAGCUGCCGCUGGACAGGCUGGAGGCCACCACGGAGCCAGGCAUGCUGCUCCACACAGAGGAAGCCCCAGGCCUCCUUGGAAGCAGCUCCAUGCCACCUGGUGCCACAGUCACUUUCCAUGGGCUGGUGCCCAGGGUCCCCCAGGUGGACAUGGUCUCCUCUCUGGGAGACACCACCCAGAGCCUCACAGGCCGUACAAGGCCCCUGGCACCCCAGUCACUGGAGGUCACUGGCAGGGGCAGCCCAUCGGACCUGAACAUAGGUUGGGCCCCAGCACCGGGGCAGUGGGAAGGCUACAGGGUCAGCUGGCACCAAGAAGGCAGCCAGGGGUCACCGUGCAGCCUCGUCGACGUGGGACCUGAUAAUUCCAGCCUGAUGCUGAAGGGUCUAGUGCCUGGCUUCUGCUAUAGUGUGUCUGUGUGGACCUGGGCGGGGAACCUCAGCUCCUGCAUCCAGACGACCCGCACCUGCACCCGGAAGUCUUGGCUGCAGCCUCUGGGAGUCCCUGCUUCUCCUGCCAACCUGAGCCUGGGCCUGGCCUCCCUGCCUCCUGCCCUGAGGGCCUCCUGGAGUCCCCCACCGGGCGGCAGGGACGGCUUCCAGCUGCGGCUUUACUGCCGGAGGGCCCUGACUCUGGAAAGCCAGGAGAUGCUGGCUCCCGAGGCUCAGUACUUCUCCUGGGCCCAGCUGGCCCUGGGCACUGAGUUCCUGGUAUGGCUGGCCGCCCUGCAGGGCCCGGAUGAGAGCAGCAGUCCCAGCUCCAUGGGCUGGAAUAGCACCAGGAGACCCAAUGCCCUGACUGGGAACCCCCAGGCCCAGGCCCCCAGCAGCCUGCACGGAGGGCAGAGCCCUGGGGUUUGCUCUCGUGCAGUGGCCAUGGGUGCAGGACCCUCCACGCUCUCGGCCACGCUGUGGAGGUGGGAGGUGGGAGCCCCUCUCACCCCUCCUCUGGUAAAUGUGACCAGUGAAGGCCUGGCUCAGCUCUGGGCAUCCUGGGUCCAUGCUCCCGGGGGCUGGGAUGGCUACCAGGUGACCCUGUACCAGGCAGGUGUCCAGGCAGGCACCAGCACUGUGGGAGCUGAGGGGGACAGCACGAGCUUUCCGGCUCUGACUCGCACUAAGUACAAGGUGGAGAUUGUCUCCCAGGCUGGGACCCUCCACACGGCGGCCGCCAUCGCCUCUGGCUGGACCACCCCACUCAUGCCCAAUGAGUUGUUGGUGUCCAUGCGGGUGGGCAGUGCCGUGAUUGGCCUGGUCUGGGCCAGCGGCCCCUUGGGGCAGGGGGUGUGCCAAGCUCAGCUCCCAGUGGCCGGGAACAUCUCCUGGGAGCAGCCCCUGGUGCUGGGCCAGGCCCACCUCGUCCCGAGGGACCUCACACCUGGAUGCAGCCUCUCCCUGUCCAUGCAGUGUCGGGCGGGCUGCUGCAGGCGUCUACCCCCCCGUGCUGCUGCGCAUUGCCCAGAACCUUGGAUUCUCACAGAGCCUGGCCCCUUGGAGGUUGUGCAGUGCCACUCCGAGGCCACCUGCCUGGCCCUGAACUGGGUGGUGCCUGCGGGGGACGUAGGCUCCUGCGUGUUACUGGCAGAGCAGCUGGCCUCGGGAGGGAACACUCAGCUCAUUUUCCAGGCCAGCAACUCCGGGGAUACUCUCCUGGUGUCCAGCCUGGCUCCUGCCACUUCCUACUGCCUCAGCCUCGCCGUGCUGGGCAGGAAUGGCCUGCGGCGUCGGGCUGUUGCCAUGGUGUGCACCACUUCUGCAGCGGGGAGGCAGUCUUCACGCCUCGGGAGCCCCUCUGCUCACUCGGGCUUCCUCUGUUGUCACCCACUGGGGCUCUCCCUCCUCUGGCCUUGCUGCGGGGGCCCCUGCUUUCCAAGCCCCAACCCUUUCUCUGGCCCUGAUCCAGCCGGGGUGGGAGUGAUGGUCACACAGGGCGUGUUUGGCAAGAAUGACGGGCAGACCUGGUGGGACGGCGUCAUCGCCACCACCAACACAUCACUGGCUUGGCCUUCUCGGGGAGCCAUCAACGGCACGUGGUACGACCACUACUCUGGAGAACAGGUCUACCUGGCCAUCCUACUUCCCAAUCCCUUCCCCCCAGGGCCCUGGGCCACACUGAGAUCCUGGACGGUGCCUGUGGGCACGGAGGACUGUGGGCAGACCCAGGAGAUAUGCAAUGGGCAGCUCAAGCCAGGUUACCAGCCCCGUCUUUCUGCCCCAGGUUGUGUUGUGGCCUUUACUGAACACAGCUCUCCUGAGACAGCUGUCUUCUCAGCCUUCUCAGGGCCCCAGGCCGGUGUCUCCCGGAUGGCAAUGCCCCUGCCAGUGGUGGUGGGCAUCGUGGCGGCUGGAGUCCUCACCGUCUGUGCUGUGCUGGGCCUGCUGCACUGGAGGCGGGUGAAGGGGCAGAGGGCAGAGAAGAAUCUGUUUUCCCAAGAGCUGACAGCUUACAACCUGUGGCAGACCCACCAGCCAAUCCCCAUUCACAGCUUCUGGCAGAGCUACGAGGCCAAGAGUGUGCAUGCUCACCAGGCUUUCUUCCAAGAGUUCGAGGAGCUGAAGGAGCUGGGCAAAGAGCAGCCCAGACUGGAGGCCGAGCACCUUGCCAAUGCCACCAAGAACAGCUACCCGCACGUGCUGCCUUAGGACCGCUUCCGGGUCCCGCUGGCCCAGCUGGAGGGAUAGCCCCACUCCGCCUACAUCAAUGCCAACUUCAUCCUGGGCUACACCCACCCGCAGGAAUUCAUCGCCACCCAGGGGACGCUCAAGAGAACUCUGGAGGACUUCUGGCGGCUGGUGUGGGAGCAGCAGGUCCAUGUCAUCAUCACGCUGACCAUCAGCACGAACCGAAGGGUGCUGUGUGAGCAUUACUGGCCGGCCGACCCCACCCCUGUCACCCACAGUCAUAUCACUGUCCACUUCCUGGCUGAGGAGCCCAAGGACGAGUGGACCAUGUGGGAGUUCUGGCUGCAGCACAUGGCCCGGCGGCAGCAGCAGAGGGUGAGACAGCUGCAGUUCACCACGUUGCCUGACCACAGCGUCCCCGUGGUCCCCAGCUCCCUGCUCACCUUCACAGAGCUGGUGAGGGAGCAGGUGAGGGCUGCGGGGCCCAUCCUGGUGCACUGCAGCACCGGCGUGGGCCGCAGUGGCACCUCCGUGGUCCUGUUGAGGCUGCCACAGCAGCUGGAGGAGGAGCCGACAGUGGACGUGUUCAACGCCAUAUACGAGCUGCGGCUGCACCGGCCCCUCGUGAUGCAGACCCUGAGCCAAUACAUCUUCCUGCACAGCUGCCUCCUGAACAGGACUCUGGAAGGGCCCCUUGACCCCUCUGAGUGGCCCAUCCCAGUGGCCAGCUUUGCCCAGGCGUGGCCCCAGAGGGCGGCCCAUGCCAGCGUGGCUUCCUGCAGGAGUACGAAGUACGCUUCGGGCCGGGGUUGGCCAUUGGGGAUGAGGCUGGCUCGUCAACGCCCCGCCCCGGCCAUGAACAGGACAGCACUGUCCCCUACGCCCGUCCUCAAGCGGAGGAGAGCCCCCUGGACGAGCUGCCCGAAGCCUGGCUCUUCCUUGUCAGAUGAGGACCUGUUGCGCUCUUCGACCAUCUGUGCUUCCUGGGCGAGGGCUCCUGGGGGCCCUAGAGCUGUGGGUCGGGCAGGGGACACCCUCAGUGCCCAGAGUGCAAUGGGCUGUGCUCUGCAGGGUAGAGACCUCCGGGAGCUCCCGAGCCGCCCUGACUUGGUCCUGCCACGGGAGUUCUGGCCAACGGAGAUGCAGGCCAUGGUCGUGCACACAGUGACAGUGUGCUGGGUGGCCGAGAGCAGCAUGAGGGAGAGCCGGAAGGAGAGGCUGGUGCAGAGACUGCAGUUUCCGUGCUGGGAGCUGGGGCACAAUCUCCUGCCACCACCCUGCUGCCCUUCCUGGCCGCUGUGGGCCAGUGCUGCUCCAGGACACGGAGAAGCUGGGCGCGCUGCUCGGCCACUCCAGGUGCUAUUGGACAAAGGAGUUUAUCCUCCCUGCCCGGGCCCAGCCUGGCUCACCAGGGACCUAACGUGCCUUCCAGGCCCCAGGCCCCGGCUGGGUCUCCCCACAGACCUGGGUACCCCCAUCCCCCUCCCUCAGGGACCCCAUCCAACUCUAGGCCAAUUGCAGCAACGGGCAGCCCUGCUGGGCACCUUCCUGGCCGUGGACCAGCUGCUGAAGCAGGUGGGGGCUGAGGGCACCGUGGACAUCUUUAACGUGGCCCUGCAGCAGUCACUGACCUGUGGCCUCAUGACCCCCAUGCUGGCACAGUACAUCCACCUCUACAACUGUCUGAGCUGCGCGCUGCUGGAUGGGCUGCCCUGA